Eremothecium sinecaudum is the source of this 1797-nucleotide messenger RNA. It is a transcript of the gene MUD2, whose product is annotated as Mud2p. The transcript has a single exon. The record is from RefSeq and is a predicted model, not a curated record. Gene Ontology annotation, cellular component: nuclear speck; U2-type prespliceosome; U2AF complex. The coding region runs from base 1 to 1797 and encodes 598 amino acids. Gene Ontology annotation, molecular function: poly-pyrimidine tract binding; pre-mRNA 3'-splice site binding. NCBI's taxonomy places the organism in Eukaryota, Fungi, Ascomycota, Saccharomycetes, Saccharomycetales, Saccharomycetaceae.
AUGAGCAAUAAUUUGGAAAACCUGCGGUCCAGGAUCGUAGCCAAUAUGAAUGGGAAGCGUGGAGAUAAACCAAUACCAACUGGACCAAGCGGAAGUAAUGGUGGCCAAGAUAGAAACGAAGGCGGUUCAGGUGCUGGUGGAGGGCCCUGGAGUCAGGAAAAUAUGGCAAAAGGUUCCCAGAAAAUUGAUCCAAGGCGGGGUGGCAUGAGAGGGGACUUUACGAGAGGCGCAGGAAGUGGUCCCGUGACCGGCAGAAGAAGCGUACAACAGACAUCCUCGAAUACAAUGCCGCUAGGAGCACCUAGCCGCUUUGGAGGGAUGCCUACGGGUCCAGUAAUGGAUGAAACUAGGCGAGGACCACAUAUGCAGCAGCAACAGCAACAGCAACAGCAGCCUGAUGUAAGGAGAAUGCAAGACUCUAGAUGGAAUAACCAUGGCGGGCGCUAUGGAGGAAGUAGAUACGGAAAACGGUUUGACAGUGCUCCUGCUCGCAUAGAGAAACAGCCGAAUCGGUAUUCUGGAUAUGAGGGAGGCAGUAGACUAUCUAGUAGCGGUGGUCGAGGCCCUGCAAGAAAGCCAAGAGCGGUGCCAGGAUCCCCAUAUGCAAGGGAUUGGACACCAGAUUUUAGAAGCAUAGACUGGUCCAAAGUGCCAUCUAUUGAUGAGCGUGUGAGGACCCGCCCCACCAAGUGGGAUGUCACUCCUAAAGGGUUUGAAAAGGUACCAGCGGAGCGCGCGAAGUUAUCAGGGCUAUUCCCUCUUCCUGGGCAGCCGCAGGCCCUAGACCGCACUACACUGGACGGUAUCGCCGAAAAAGGAGAACUGAAUCGUCGUACCAAAAUCCUUUUUGAGGACCCUACGAAGCAUAAUCUUGCUCAGUGCAAGCUAAACAGGACAUUAAUCAUUACAUCCAUGGAGCUGGGAUUUACAGACCAAGAGCGCGUUGCCAACGAGAUAAAUAGACAUCUGUCUCGAGUGACAUUUGAGGAUAAAUUCGAGGUAGAGGGCUGGAAGGCCAAGGGAAAUCAUCUGGUCCUACAGCUAAACUCAGAGGGGGCCACCACAUUGGUUUUGGCCUCUAAAACUUAUCUUGAACGGUCAAUAGGACUACAAUUUGUCUGGCAGAGGCCCGGCGAAUACGUUGCCAGAAUUGAUACCGAUGAGUCUAUCUGUAACAGGUUUAACAUAGCAUUACUCGACGUACCGGUCGAAAGGGCAGAGGAAGUACCCACGUGGAUGACCGAGCGAGGAAUCGAGUACACCUGGCUGUAUUCUCUUGAGCUGACCGACGGCGAUGAAAGGACGUUCGCAAAAGCCGUCCUGUAUACCCCCGCAGCCAACCAAACCUCUAGUUCGAUACUUGAGGGCCUAACAGCUCUCAAACCCAACGACUCCCAACUGGCGCUGGACUUCUCGGGCAUCUCUUACCAGACGUUUUCGAAAGUCGCCGCCGCGCAAGUGCACAAGCCGUCGAGAGUAGUUUGCCUGCUUAACGCUGUGGACCCAGUGGACCUUAAGAAUGAACGCUACUACCAAGAGAUUCAUGACGCUAUGAUGUUCGGUACCCCGGUGACCAGCUGUGGCGCAGUGGAAAGCAUAAAGAUCCCCAUCCCAAGCCCUGAUUACAGAAACAACUUCGCGACUAUCCCUCUACAAGUGGGCAAGGUAUUCAUCAAAUUCACAGAUAUCCGCAGCGCCGAGCGAGCUAUGCUGACACUCGCCGGAAUGCGCUUCGGUGAACGCACCAUAAUAUGUAGUUAUUUUAGUGAGCGCGACUUCGACCUGGACCUAAUCUAG